This is a messenger RNA of Aspergillus aculeatinus CBS 121060, 2067 nucleotides long. RefSeq names its product PRKCSH domain-containing protein. The transcript is spliced from 2 exons. Gene Ontology annotation, cellular component: endoplasmic reticulum lumen. Gene Ontology annotation, biological process: endoplasmic reticulum unfolded protein response; retrograde protein transport, ER to cytosol. The record is from RefSeq and is a predicted model, not a curated record. Bases 250 to 1881 code for a protein of 543 amino acids. Lineage: Eukaryota; Fungi; Ascomycota; Eurotiomycetes; Eurotiales; Aspergillaceae.
CGAUGAUGCUAUGGCAUUGAAUGCUGAUAGCAGCGCUACGAUCAUCAGUGUCGGCUUCCUGCCAAUAGUCAACGCUGAUGAACUGUACUAUGUGAUUGAACUUAUUUGCCUGUUGCUUUUCACCCCAUCGCCGCAAUCCGAAGCCUCAAUCUCCAUCAUCCCCGAUCAGGCCAGAUCGUCGCAUGCGACGCUCCGAGACUCGGGCCAACCUACCAAAAGUCAUUUCUAUAGAGCUCCAUCGAACCCAAGAUGGCCCGCCAGAGUCGCAUCCUCACUUCCCUACUGGUUCUGGCAGGUGCCAGCUCAACUGUAGGGGCUAGCAAAAAGUCGUUCAGUGUCCAUGAUGACCUCCUAGCCUUCCCUCAGUUCCAGGUCCUUUUCCCCGACGAAUACAUCCUAGAACCCCAGGCUCGGAAGCUUCUUGAAGGCCACAGCAGUCUUUCCUCCUUCGAGAACUCACAAGAAGGAAUCUCGGGGCAGAAACGCUCGCAGGUCUAUCUCGGAUUGAACAACCAUGACUUCGACCAACAAGAUGAAUCUCCCGAUAGCCUCGACACUGGAGAUUAUACCCUAGAAGAGAUGAUUCUCGGGGACCAGCGAUACCUUUGCCAAAUACCGCAGGUGCAGCUUGACGAGCGGGUCAAUGGGACGGGGAACGACACAGCCGAAGCUGACGAGCAAAAGGAGCUGGCGCGGGCCACGGACCGUGGUCUGGAGCUACUGCGCGAGAUGGAAGGAAAGUGCAUGUACUAUAUCUCCGGCUGGUGGUCCUACUCGUUCUGCUACAAGGAGAAGGUCAAGCAAUUUCACGCUCUCCCGUCGGGCAGCGGGGUGCCCAAUUACCCACCCAUGGAGGAUCCCACGACGCAGUCAUUUGUUUUGGGCCGAUUCCCACUGGGUGGUGGGGAUGGUGCCGAGGAAGAGGAUGACUUCGCACAUACGGGAGAAUCUACGCACAAGAAGGCGACUGCUAGUACCACUGAUGUUGCGGAACUCCAAACUAAAGGCGGAUCCCGCUACCUCGUCCAGCGCCUGGAUGGUGGCACGCGAUGUGAUCUGACGGGACGACGUCGCAAGAUUGAGGUCCAGUUUCACUGUCAUCCCCAGUCGACAGACCGUAUCGGCUGGAUCAAGGAAACAGCUACCUGCUCAUACUUGAUGAUCAUCUACACGCCCCGGCUGUGCAACGAUGCCGUGUUCCUUCCACCCCAACAGGAUGAGAUUCACGAGAUUGAGUGCCGGCAGAUCCUCACGCCGGAUCAGGUAUCCGACUGGAAAGCGUUACGGGAGGCCCUCAUCGCCCAGGAGCACGCCGAGGAUGCCGGCCUGACGCAGGAGCCCUUCCCAGUUGUGGGUGACAUCGAAGUUGGGGCGCAGAGAUUAGUCGGUUCAGAAGGCAAGAAGAUUGAGAAAGGGCGAGUUGCGUCGGCGGGCGAAGAAAAGGUGGAUAUCGUGGCCAAGCGUGAGAAUGGACAAGUGUACCAAAGGACUCGCGAAGAGCUGCUGAAGUACGACAUUGACCCAGACAAGUUGGAGGAUCUGAAAAAAGGCGUGGACGAGAUGGCGGAAGGCAAGGACUGGAAGCUAGAAUUGAUCACAGUCAACGGCGAGCGUCACUUAAAUGUGCUUCUGGAGGAGCCCGAACAGGCGCAGGUGGAAGAUGAUCAAGGGCCCUCGGUACACGUGACCUCGUUUGGCCCCAGCGAUGAUCAGUAUAAGCUAGACAAGCCAGGCAAUGAGGGUGCAGACUCGAAGGCAGCAACCGCAGAGGGUGCUGCAGAAGAACCGUCCGAAAAGUCGGACGAGCCAGAGAAACGACCAUCGUCGGAGUCAGAUGCCUCCGAAACGGGGAGCGAGGAGGUAUUCAAAGACGAGUUGUGAUUGUCCAUCACAUUUUGUGGUUCCCGUCUGCUCAACAGACCUUUUCUGAUCAUUGUUUUCUUGUUCGUUAUGUUUUUUUUUCGCCUCCCAGCAGCACCUACGUGGUAACUAAUGCUGGUUGUACAGUUCUAGCCCUAUAUCCAUAGCCUCUUGCAUAGUUGAUAGCACCGAACGAAGGAUAAAUUU